AUGUCGACUCCACCGAUCCGACAGAAUGCGGCCACGCCAUCGAAGGGUGCUGUCUCAACACCGGACAAGAAGCCAUCAGCGUACGUCGUUACCUCAACCAUCAAAGCAUACACUCUGCACAAGGAUCUCCUCUGCUUCUACUCCGACUACUUCCGUGCCGCAUUCAAUGGAUCCUUCAAGGAGGCUACAGAACGCAAGCUCGAAGUCUCCGAUGUGGAAAAACAUGUAUUCGAAGAAUUCCAAGUCUGGCUCUACACGCGCAACCUUCCUGAAAUGAAAUCCGACAAUCUGGAAUCAUACUUUUCUUCCCUUGUUGAGAUCUGGAUCUUCGACCAACACCAAAUACCUCUUCUCCAGAACCAAGUCAUGGACAUGAUCUUUGACAAGUGGAAGACAACAAAGACCUUCACUCCUCGCAUAAUCCCAGAGAUAUAUGCAAAGACCUUGGCUGGCUCGCCGUUGCGAAAGGCGUGCAUUGAGAUCGUGGCAUGGAGCACACAACUUGAAGACAAAUCGGGUGCUUUCAUGACUCCUGGAGCAGAGGUGUGCUGGACAAGCGAGAGCCUCAUAGAUUUGGUACUCGCACUCAACCAGUCACGCCUAAGCAAGGACGUCAAAUUUCCUGUUCUUCCCAAGAGAGACAAGUGCUUCUUCCAUGUUCAUGGCAAGGACGGGCAUUGUUGA
Messenger RNA from Aureobasidium uvarum, 684 nucleotides. The record is from the annotation of a GenBank genome assembly. NCBI's taxonomy places the organism in Eukaryota, Fungi, Ascomycota, Dothideomycetes, Dothideales, Saccotheciaceae.